AUGCUGACUGCUUCUACAAACAUUUGUGACACAACUGGUCGCUCUCAGGAGCUCAGUGAAUUCAAGCGUAAUACCGUGAUAGGAUGCCACCUGUGCAAUAAGUUUAUCUGUGAAAUUUCCUUGCUACUAAACAUUCCACGGUGAACUGUUAGUGGUAUUAGAACAAAGUGGAAGCAACUGGGAACAACAGCAGCUCAGCCACAAAGUGGUAGGCCAUGUAAAAUGACAGCGGGGUCAGCACAUGCUGAAGCACACAGUGCACAAUAGCUAAAGACCUCCAAACUUUGUUUCCAGUGAAAGGAACUCUUAAGCUGUCAGCAUACCAAGACAUUUUGGACAAUUUCAUG
Messenger RNA from Staurois parvus, 347 nucleotides. The record is from the annotation of a GenBank genome assembly. NCBI's taxonomy places the organism in Eukaryota, Metazoa, Chordata, Amphibia, Anura, Ranidae.